Lagenorhynchus albirostris (white-beaked dolphin) is the source of this 3033-nucleotide messenger RNA. It is a transcript of the gene DNAJC16, whose product is annotated as DnaJ heat shock protein family (Hsp40) member C16. Bases 337 to 2676 code for a protein of 779 amino acids. NCBI's taxonomy places the organism in Eukaryota, Metazoa, Chordata, Mammalia, Artiodactyla, Delphinidae. The record is from RefSeq and is a predicted model, not a curated record. The transcript is spliced from 16 exons.
UUAGCCUCUUUGGUCGCCACCAUCCUUUUGGAUCCAGCCGGAGCAGGAGCCUCGUUCCUAUGACAACCGCGCCAGGUCCACGCGCAGACGGCGGGUAGCAAGGGUCAAAACAGAUUUUCAAAGUUGAAGCCCUAGAACUGUUCAGUCCGCGCCUUUGGUGCGCCGGGCCUUUAAGUGUCACGUGACUGCCCUCCGGCUCGUCCCUCCUCUUUCCCCUCCCCAGGCCCCGGCGAGCGCUGGUGUGGACCGGAGGCUCUCGGCCCCGCGGAGUAACUGGAGCACGGACGUUGCAGCCGGUUAGGACGGUGCCCUUUCCAGCUCUGGAAAGGAAGAGAAAUGGAAGUGAAAAAGUUGAGCAUUUCCUGGCAGUUCUUGAUAGUUCUGGUUCUGAUCCUGCAAAUUCUGUCUGCGUUGGAUUUUGACCCAUACAGAGUCCUAGGGGUCAGCCGAACAGCCAGUCAGGCUGAUAUUAAAAAGGCUUAUAAGAAGCUCGCCCGGGAAUGGCAUCCUGACAAAAACAAAGAUCCUGGAGCAGAAGACAAGUUCAUUCAGAUUAGCAAAGCUUACGAGAUUCUUUCCAAUGAAGAAAAGAGAUCACAUUAUGACCACUAUGGAGAUGCCGGGGAGAACCAGGGCCACCAGAAGCAGCAGCGAGAGUAUCGCUUCCGCCAUUUCCAUGAGAAUUUUUAUUUUGAUGAACCAUUUUUUCACUUCCCUUUUAAUUCUGAACGGCGAGACUCAAUUGAUGAAAAGUAUUUAUUGCACUUUUCACAUUAUGUGAACGAAGUGGUUCCAGAUAGCUUCAAGAAACCCUACCUCAUUAAGAUCACCUCAGAUUGGUGCUUUAGCUGUAUCCAUAUUGAGCCUGUUUGGAAGGAAGUAGUGCAAGAACUGGAAGGGUUGGGCGUAGGAAUCGGCGUGGUCCACGCUGGCUACGAGAGACGCCUGGCCCAUCACCUGGGAGCACACAGCACACCAGCUAUCCUAGGAAUCAUAAAUGGGAAAAUCUCCUUCUUCCAUAAUGCAGUUGUCCGUGAGAACCUGCGACAGUUUGUAGAGAGUCUUCUUCCAGGGAACUUGGUGGAGAAAGUUACAAGUAAAAAUUAUGUCAGAUUCCUCUCUGGCUGGCAGCAAGAGAAUAAACCGCAUGUCCUUCUGUUUGACCAAAUGCCCGUUGUACCACUGCUCUACAAGUUGACUGCUUUCGCGUAUAAAGAUUAUUUGUCAUUUGGAUACGUGUACGUCGGUUUGAGAGGGGCGGAAGAGAUGACGAGGCAAUACAACGUCAACGUCUAUACCCCCACCAUCCUGAUCUUUAAAGAACACAUACACAAGCCUGCAGAUGUUAUCCAGGCUCGAGGUAUGAAGAAACAGGUCAUUGAUGACUUUAUCACCCAAAACAAGUAUCUGUUGGCAGCCAGGCUCACCAGCCAGAAGUUGUUCCAUGAACUCUGCCCCGUGAAACGGUCUCACCGACAGAGGAAGUACUGUGUGGUUCUACUGACCGCGGAGGCUACCAAGCUGAGUAAACCCUUCGAGGCUUUCCUGUCCUUUGCUCUGGCAAACACGCAGGACACAGUGAGGUUCGUGCACGUCUACAGCAAUCGGCAGCAGGAGUUUGCCAACACCUUACUGCCAGACAGCGACGCCUUUCAAGGAAAAUCAGCGGUGUCUAUCUUAGAAAGGCGCAACACAGCAGGGAGGGUGGUGUAUAAAACCCUGGAGGAUCCCUGGACCGGGAGUGAGAGCGAUAAAUUCAUCCUUUUGGGUUAUCUUGACCAACUGCGGAAAGACCCAGCUCUUCUGUCCUCGGAAGCUGUGCUCCCCGACUUGACCGAUGAACUUGCCCCUAUUUUUCUCCUUCGGUGGCUCUAUUCUGCUUCUGACUACAUCUCAGACUCUUGGGACGGCAUAUUUCACAGCAACUGGCGGGAAAUGAUGCCCCUUCUGUCCCUGGUCUUCUCUGCUCUCUUCAUCCUCUUCGGCACCGUCAUCAUCCAGGCUUUCAGUGACUCAAAUGAGGAGCGAGAGUCAAGCCCUCCAGACAAAGAGGAAGCCCACGAGAAGACCGGGAGGACAGAGCCAAGCUUCACCAAGGAGCCCAGCAGCAAGAUUCCUAAAAAAGGCUUUGUGGAGGUGACCGAGCUCACAGAUGUAACAUACACCAGUAACUUGGUACGCCUGAGGCCAGGCCACAUGAACGUGGUCCUCAUCCUGUCAAAUUCCACCAAGACCAGCCUGCUGCAGAAGUUCGCUUUGGAGGUCUACACGUUCACUGGGAGCAGCUGCCUGCACUUUUCCUUCCUGAGUCUAGAUAAACACAGAGAAUGGCUGGAAUACUUACUAGAAUUUGCUCAAGAUGUGGCCCCGAUCCCAAACCAAUACGACAAGCAUUUCAUGGAACGCGACUACACGGGCUAUGUACUGGCUCUGAAUGGCCACAAGAAAUACUUCUGCCUCUUCAAGCCCCAAAAAACAGUCGAAGAGGAGGAAGCCAUGGGGUCGUGCAGUGACCUUGACUCUUCCCUCCAUCUGGGUGAAUCUCGAGGGAAAUCUUCUGGCCUUGGAUCCAGGCCCAUCAAAGGAAAAUUGAGCAAGUUGUCCUUAUGGAUGGAACGGCUGCUGGAAGGCUCCUUACAGAGGUUUUAUAUCCCGUCAUGGCCUGAACUAGACUGAGAAUUUCUAAAAGAGGCUCGAACUCUUCAGACUUUUUAACAGGCCCCUGUGAACAGCUGAAACGCUGGUCAUGUCCAAAUACCUGACAUUGUCCCUUGAAACAAACGCAGCGUGUCUGCUGCCGAAUCUGUUCAGUUUGUCAAGGAGGAUGAUGAUGCUUUCGAGACAGACCUGAAAAGAAGGUGAAUAUUUUGCACUUUUGAUACUCUUAGGAACAAAUAACUUAUUUGGCAAAUGGUGUCUUUUUUAUGUUGUUUUUGUUUUGUAUUGUGAACAGGCACUGAAGCUGAUGUUAUUUUGUUUUAAGAAUAUUACAGACUGGAAACAGAAAUAAACUAUUUUAAUGUGUGAUGAUUA